Ascochyta rabiei is the source of this 1458-nucleotide messenger RNA. Its product is annotated as Acetylornithine transaminase. The transcript has 3 exons. The record is from RefSeq and is a predicted model, not a curated record. Gene Ontology annotation, molecular function: pyridoxal phosphate binding; transaminase activity; identical protein binding. Gene Ontology annotation, cellular component: mitochondrial matrix. The coding region runs from base 1 to 1458 and encodes 485 amino acids. Gene Ontology annotation, biological process: arginine metabolic process. Lineage: Eukaryota; Fungi; Ascomycota; Dothideomycetes; Pleosporales; Didymellaceae.
AUGGCAUUCCGAAUUGCUUCUAGGCGAGCUGGCGCCUCGCUGCGAGCGCCCCGCGUCAACUGCGUGUCGACUCGGUUUGCUUCGUCGGCCGCGGCGGCGGUGCAGGGCUCAAGUCUCCCACAAGAUGUGAAGGACUCGAUAGCUCGUGAUGCGACAUUGGCGACUCCAGACCCUCCAGCGGGCUCCAAAACCGCCGGCCUCGUCGGCCAGCAGCUACCAUACAUGGUCCCGACUUAUGUCCGCCCACCACCAAUGUUCGAGAAGGGCGAGGGGUGCUACAUGUGGGACGUUGAGAACAGGAAGUACCUAGACUUCACAGCUGGUAUUGCAGUCAAUGCUCUGGGGCAUUGCGAUGCUGGUGUCGCAGAGGUUAUUGCUCAGCAGGCAAAGCAGCUCAUGCAUACAUCAAACCUCUACCACAACCCUCACACCGGUCUGCUCUCGAAGCAGCUCAUUCAGCUCACGCACGCGACCGGCGGCUUCGCCAGCGCAACCAAGACGUUCAUCUGCAACAGCGGAUCCGAGGCCAACGAGGCUGCUAUCAAGUUUGCGCGCAAGACCGGAAGGUCUCUGCAGCCAGAUGGAAGCAAGCAUGAAUUCCUCUCGUUCCACAACUCCUUCCACGGCAGGACCAUGGGAAGUUUGAGCGCCACACCAAACCCCAAGUACCAGACACCCUUCUCCCCAAUGGUGCCGGGGUUCAAGUAUGGAACGUACAACGACAUCGAAGGCAUCAACAGUCUGGUCACAGAGUCGACAUGUGGAGUUAUUAUCGAGCCCAUUCAAGGAGAGGGCGGUGUCAACGUCGCAACACCCGAGUUCCUCCUCGCCCUUCGCAAGCGCUGCACAGAGGUCGGCGCGGUCCUGAUCUACGACGAGAUCCAGUGUGGUCUCGGCCGUACAGGCACUUUCUGGGCACACGCCAUGUUUCCCAAGGAGGCCCACCCAGACAUCGUCACCACGGCGAAAGCUCUCGGCAAUGGCUUCCCCAUCGGUGCUACCAUCGUCAACGACUUCGUCUGCGACCACAUCAAGACCGGCGACCACGGCACAACGUUCGGUGGCAAUCCACUCGGUAGCCGCGUAGCCUCGUACAUCCUGUCUCGCCUUUCAUCGCCGGAGAUCCUGGACGCUAUCCCAGCAAAGGAGCAGGCGUUCCGCAAGCACUUCAAUGCUCUGCGCCAGCAAUACCCAACCCAAAUCAAGGAGGUUCGCGGUAAGGGCCUGAUUCUGGGUCUCCAGCUCGACGCUGACCCCACGGAAAUCGUCACUGCUGCUCGUGAGCGGGGCCUGCUCAUCAUCACCUGCGGCACCAACACAUUGAGGUUCGUGCCUCCUCUGACCAUCACCGAGGCGGAGAUCAAUGAGGGUAUGCAGAUUCUGGGCCAGGCGAUGAAGAGCGUCUGGGUCAAGGGCGAGGAGGUCGAGGGCACAGAUGGCCAGCAAGAGAUGCGAUGA